Anarrhichthys ocellatus (wolf-eel) is the source of this 1822-nucleotide messenger RNA. Its product is annotated as proline-rich protein 5-like. The transcript has 9 exons. Gene Ontology annotation, cellular component: TORC2 complex. The coding region runs from base 236 to 1270 and encodes 344 amino acids. Lineage: Eukaryota; Metazoa; Chordata; Actinopteri; Perciformes; Anarhichadidae. The record is from RefSeq and is a predicted model, not a curated record. Gene Ontology annotation, biological process: TORC2 signaling.
CCCCCGGGAGGGGGUGGGGCUCUGAGGUCGACUCGUCGUGACUGUCAGAGCUGAACAUUGAGAUCAUGUGAUCAUGAGGUCAUGAGGUCAUGAACUGAUUCAGUUUACAGGCUGUUAGGAGGCAAAGGGCCGUCGCUGAGAGGUUGAUGGUGUUUUAGUAUCUUGAUAUAAGUUCACACGUUCUGCAAGAAUUCACAAGAAAUGACAAGAUCCAAACUUUACGCAGCCAGGGUGCAUGAUGGGAUCUUUCCGGCGUCCCAGGCCUCGGUUUAUGAGUUCCCCGGUUCUGUCAGAUCUCGCCCGGUUCCACGCCAGCUCUCCGUCACUGCAGAUCUCCAACACCAGCGUGUGGAACAGUGUCCAGUCAGCUGUGAUCAAGGUGUUCCAGGGUGGAGCGCUGCAGACUAACGAGCUGUACACGCUUAACGAGAGCAUCAGGUGGCUCCUGAAGACUGAGAUGGGUUCCUUCAUCACUGAUUACUUUCAGAACCAGCUGCUGACUCGAGGUCUGUCUGAAGUCCUGGAUCAGGUCCUCCUUCACUCCGGGGACGACCAGCUGGUGGUCCUCGCCGACAUGUGGGACAGAUUCUUCACAGAGAUCCUGCCGACCAUGCAGGCCAUCUUCUACCCAGUCCAGGGUCAGGAGCUGACGGUGAGGCAGAUGACCCUGUUGGCCUUCAGAGACCUGGUGCUGUUGAAGCUCCACCUGGAGGAAACGCUGGGAACUGCAGCCUCCGUCCCUCCUCCUGUCACUCAGAUGCUGCUGGUGCUGCAGGGUAUCCACGAGUCCGGUGCUCCCAGUUUGGAGUACAACCAGUUGGAGCGUCUGGUGGAGGUCGUGGUGUCUCCGUAUCUCAGCAACGUUCUUCACAACAGGAACCAGCUCCUGUUGGAGCCCCGCCCCCUGAGGUCAUCGGGGUCCUUGCUGAGCGACCACUUCCAGCCGGAGAUCACCGUCACUCAGCACCACAGCUCCUCCUGCGACUCCUCGUCUCUGGCCCCGCUGGUGGAGCAGGAGGGCGAGGCCUACCUGGAGAAGUCCGGCGGCGUGCGGCGCCACACGGUGGCCAACGCUCACUCCGACUUCCGGCUGCUAUCGGCAUCCGGCAGGAUGCAUGCUGGGACGGAGAGGGACAACGGGGUGGGAGGAGAAGGAGGCGUGGGGUUUCUGUUGGGGGGCGAGCCGAUCAGUCCCAGGACGUUCUCCGGGCAACUGGACAUGGUGGAGUCUCCGAGAGGAGGAGGAGCCAUCUGCCUUCCUCAGAGCUAGCGACGAGGACACGAGGACAGAAGAUAAUAGGACAAUAUGGGAGUUAAAACACAUGAGGGAUCAGCCAGAAUGUGACGAGAUAAUAAACUACAGGAUGAAAGAGACACAAUGAGACAAGACAGACAACAACCAGUAACACAAGGAGACAAGGAAACAAGGAAACAGGAAACAGGAAACAAAAGAUAGGACAAGCCAUAGGAGGCAGAAGAAGACAGGAAAGGGUACAACCCGACAGGAAGCAAACAACAUGACUGGAGAAGCAAGAGACGGGACAGGAAACAGGACGGAGGACAGUGGGAGUGUCCCACAGCUCCCAGUUCAGGGUCUGUACUGGUCUGUACUGGUCUGUACUGGGAGGACCAUCUGAACCAGGGUCUCUUGGUGUUUCUAUGAACCAGGAUCAGGUUCAGGAUCAGGGUCUUCAGGUUUGUACUAACACUGAGGACAGAACCAGACUGCAGGUUCUCUUCAGGUCAUGUAAAUGUGAUUGUCUUUUAGGAUUGUUAAUGAUUAAUAAAGAUUGAUUCAAUUCAUAAUCAACUGUUUUUCCUC